Messenger RNA from Callorhinchus milii (elephant shark), 4129 nucleotides. RefSeq names its product cleavage and polyadenylation specific factor 6 (gene cpsf6). Gene Ontology annotation, molecular function: mRNA binding. Gene Ontology annotation, biological process: mRNA alternative polyadenylation. The record is from RefSeq and is a predicted model, not a curated record. Lineage: Eukaryota; Metazoa; Chordata; Chondrichthyes; Chimaeriformes; Callorhinchidae. Gene Ontology annotation, cellular component: mRNA cleavage and polyadenylation specificity factor complex.
UUGGUGGGGGAGAGUCAGGCCCUGUUGUUGUGUAUGGAGUGUGUGGUGCAGUUCCCGCCGCGGCCUGUGAGCGGCGCUCUCGCCGGAAGUGAAGCGCGGAGGCUUCAAACGCCCGCUCGAGCGCAGUGCGGGCGGCGACAUGGCUGACGGCGUGGAUCACAUCGACAUCUACGCCGAUGUCGGCGAGGAGUUUAACCAGGAGUCUGAAUACAGUGGACAUGAUCAGAUAGAUUUGUAUGAUGAUGUUAUAUCACCAUCUGCCAAUAAUGGAGAUGCACCAGAAGAUCGUGAUUAUAUGGACAGCCUUCCACAGUCUGUUACAGAUGAUGGUGGAAAGUCUUCCAAUUCUAUGGGCCCAAACAUUGUCUAUACCUACACUGGGAAGAGAAUAGCUUUGUAUAUUGGAAAUCUGACAUGGUGGACCACCGAUGAGGAUUUGACAGAAGCUCUUCAUUCUAUGGGAAUAAGUGAUGUUUUAGAGAUUAAGUUUUUUGAAAACCGGGCAAAUGGACAGUCAAAAGGGUUUGCACUCAUUUGCGUGGGAUCUGAAGCAUCCUCUAAGAAGCUGCUGGAUAUGCUUCCCAAGCGAGAUAUGCAUGGACAGAAUCCCAUUGUCACGCCAUGCAACAAACAAUCCCUCAGUCAGUUUGAAAUGCAGUCUAGAAAAUCUACUCAGUCUGGGCAGAUGUCGGGGGAAGGCAAAGCUGGGCCUCCUGGAGCCAGUAGUCGCUUAGCAUUUUCCCAAAGUGGAAGGGGACGUGGCCGUUUUCCACCAAAUGGUCCUGGUGGGGACAGAUUUCCAGGGCCUCCUGGUCCGGGAGGGCCUCCACCUUUUCCUGCACCCUUCACGCGGGGUAGCGUCCCGGAGCGCUUGAUUCACCACAUUUUUUCUGGGCAAGGUCCACCACGGCCACCUCUAGGUCCUCCUGGCCCACCAGGCCCUCCAGGGCCGCCUCCACCCGGUCAAGGCCUUCCUCCUCCACUAGGCGGCCCACCGAAUCGUGGUGAUCGCCCACCACCCCCAGUUAUGUUUCCAGGGCAGCCGUUUGGGCAACCACUAGGACCUCUCCCUCCUGGUCCUCCACCUCCAGUCCCAGGAUAUGGUCCUCCUCCUGGCCCCCCUCCUCCUCAGCAAGGUCCCCCUCCACCACCUGGCCCUUUCCCACCACGUCCUCCAGGUCCAAUUGGUCCUCCAAUUAACUUGGCCCCCCCUCCUCCACAUCUUCCUGGUCCUCCUCCAGGGGCACCACCUCCAGCCCCUCAUGUCAAUCCUGCCUUUUUCCCACCACCAGCCAAUAGUGUUGUUCCUUCCUCUGACAGUCGUGGACCCCCUCCAUCAGAUCCAUAUGGACGUCCUCCACCAUAUGACCGAGGGGACUAUGGGCCUGCUGGCAGAGAUAUGGAUUCCUCAAGAACUCCACUGAGUGAAGCAGAAUUUGAAGAAAUAAUGAAUCGAAACAGAGCCAUUUCUAGCAGUGCAAUAUCAAGGGCCGUGUCCGAUGCUAGUGCAGGUGAUUACGGAAGUGCUAUUGAGACUCUGGUUACUGCUAUUUCUUUGAUUAAGCAGUCAAAAGUAUCUGCUGAUGAUCGUUGCAAAGUUCUCAUAAGUUCCCUACAGGAUUGUCUUCAUGGAAUAGAGUCAAAAUCGUAUGGUUCUGGGUCAAGAAAACGUGAACGCUCACGAGAGAGAGACCACAGCAGGUCACGAGAAAAAAGCAGACGUCACAAAGAGCGCUCACGGAGUCGUGAUCGACAUGAUGAUUAUUACCGAGAAAGAAGUAGAGAGCGGGAAAGGCAUCGCGAUCGUGAUCGAGACCGAGAGAGGGACAGAGAACGAGAGUAUCGUCAUCGUUAAAAUAGUUGUCUGAAGAGGAACAUCUCGCAAGAUCAAAAGAACAGCAAGGCUCUUCACAGAAAAGACUGCCCUUUAUCCCUCUGUUGGAAUUUCAUGGUUGAACAGGAAUUCUCAGGCUACGUGGUUAAAUGGAGCAACAGUAAUGAAUAAAGCAAAUCCACUGUAAUGGUAACUGAUUGCUCUACUUUUUUUUAUGUUGCUUGAUUAACCAUUUUAUUUGGACACAACCUGUGUGACUUAAAAGUUACUAAAAGCUUUGGCAUCCCUAUUCAUAUUCUAAGCGUUAGAUGUCCAUGAUGUGUAUACAAUUAAAAGUUGUUAGCUUCACUGAAUGUUUUUAUAGUUCUUUCAUCUUGUUACCAAAAUUGUUACAAAAAAUGUUAAUGUUCAAAUAAUGACUGUAAGCAGCUCAGUUUCAGUUUACCUAAAUAGAUGUACUAUUAGUGUUGUAAUAAACUGUUAAAUGGAGCCUGCAGUUGUGUAGAUUAUGGAAGUUCUCGGAUUCAGUUUCUUUAAAGAAUGUUGAAUCUUUUGAAAGUUGUAUGUUGUGGUGUAUUCAUUGACAAACUCCAGCAUUUGUAUAAUUUGCUCUUCUUGGAUACUUAAGAAUUUUGGUUUGGUGCUUCUUUUGGUUGAUUACCUUCCAUUGCAGUUUAAUAGAGGUGUAUCUUUGCGAUAAGAGUAAUCAGUGAUGGUUAAAUGAGCACAUUUAAAAUCUUUCAGUCAGUAUCUUAGACAUACAAAUCAGAGCAUUACAUUCUUUAACAUGUUUUUUUUGUAUGUCUAAACAUGAUGAAUUCCGAUUCCUGUGGAAACAAAAUUAAGAACCACUUAUUUUAAAUUCCAACUCAGCAAAAUAUUGGAAGGGGGAACAGAUGGUAUGCUUCUGAAAUGUUAAAAGCAUUGCAUUGUAUAUUAAUGCAGGAUAUUUAAUUGGGAUAGCAAAUAUUUUGCCUUUACUAAUCUGAACACAGUACAAGACAAUUCGAAUGUAGAUAAUAGAAGCUCAUAUUUAAAUUGUUCUUGUAGUAUUUGAGAAUGAAAGUUCUGUAUCUGUUUAUUUUGCUUAAAUAAUUUGCUUUUGGAAAAAACACCAAAACCUCUGCACACUGCUUUUAGUUUUCAAGGGAAGACACAGUUAAUUUUUUGUGCUUUGUAGCCUUGUGUUUUUUUAAUUAGGUAAUGUUUUUGUAUGUACGUUUAAAAAGGCAGUUUGUGUAGAUUACAUUUUGAUGGUUUUAAUCUACAAAAAACAAGUUGGUACAAAGGAUAUUACAGCAUUAACUUUCUGUUUAAAAGUACUGACUAUUUGCACUGCAUAGUCUUAAAAUGAUCAAUAUGUGAAACUUGAGACCACUUUCAGCCAAAUGCAAACAAUGUUUAAUUUAUAAAGGUAUGAAUGGUUUGGUCUAAAGCACGUCUGUUCGUUGGAAAAUGGUAUGUGUUUUAACAGAUCGACAGAGUAAUAAUGAUAGUUCUGUGGUCAACUUGUUUCUCCAGUGGUAAUAUUGGAUUCCUUUUUAGAGGCCCCAGGUUUGGGUAAUAACCUUGACUGAACUUUGGUCUCAGGUUCUGUCAGUCAUACCCAGGCCAUUGGAUACAAGUGCCUUGUGGUAUUGUGCCAAAAUUAAGCAGUAGGCCUUUCCUUUACAACAAUAUGUUUAGUAGGUUGGAGCACUAUUAAUGCAUCCAUGGAGUUGACUUUUUUGCUAGACAAAUAAUACAAAUGUGGGGAAAUGGAAGUGUGAAGAGAAGGGGAAAUUGUUUUUCUUAUUAUAAUCACUAUUCAUAGUCUUUCCAAAGGUCAGUAAAACUAGAUGUGUUGAAUCCUAGACUAGUCAAACUCAUCUAUUCUCAGUUACGCAGCAAUACCUAGUUUCAUUUUUUUUGUUUAGCUCUUCCCUACCUGUCCCACACAGAAAAUAUCAGCAUUAGUUGUAGCCAUAGAAUAUCAAUCAGUAUCGUGUAUGUCCCUUACAGUUUGAAAAAUUCCAAUGUGCAAUUUAUCUGGAUAUGUAUUUUUGGAAAGUCAAUUUAAUUCCUUAUGUUUCAUCAAUGAAUAGAUGGUUGAAUGUUAUUGUAAAAUGUACAAAUUAGUAUCUCUUCCUAAAGGACACUUCCAUGUCUGUUCCAAUUUCUUUUAAUUCUAAAAGUGAUAACUUCAUUUUUGUUGCACUUGUCCUCAGCUGUAAAUCUGAGUUGCUUCAAUCUGUGUGAAUGUUUGGCUGGGUGUAGGUAAAUUAAUUGUUGGUCAAACCUAGAAAAUGACUAUUG